GGGAGGUCUCUAGCCCAGACUCUGAAUGCCUGCAAUGGGGGAGGGGCAGGUAGUGAGACAGUAACAGUGGGGGCGUGCACAGGGGCUGCAGGCAGCAGCCAGGCUCCCCCACUGGCCAGACAGUUGGUAUGUGCCAGGAUCUGAGCAGCUCCUUCUAGCAUCCUUCAUCUUUCAGGUAACAGCCAGUGCUGGAGCUGCAAAAACUGGGACCAGCCCUCCACUGGCCUCUGACUUGACCCUCCCCAGUGGCCUUGUGCUGCUGCGUCAGAUAUUCUCAGCUGCAACUCCCUGCAAGGUGGGGCACCCAUCUCAGGCAGAAGGUUUUGGUGCACCCCACGAUCCUUCUCCCCAGGACUGUCGCUGCCCGUGGCCUCAGGAUGAAAGGGGAGACCCCUGUGAACAGCACUAUGAGUAUUGGGCAAGCCCGCAAGAUGGUGGAACAGCUUAAGAUUGAAGCCAGCUUGUGCCGGAUAAAGGUGUCCAAGGCAGCAGCAGACCUGAUGACUUAUUGUGAUGCCCACGCCUGUGAGGAUCCCCUCAUCACCCCUGUGCCCACUUCGGAGAACCCUUUCCGGGAGAAGAAAUUCUUCUGUGCCCUCCUCUGAGCUGCCCUGUCCCUCCUCACAACUCUUCACCUUUCCCUCUCCCGGGCCCUUCCUCAUUUAUGUCAGGAACUGUGGUGAGCCCACUAGGGUCCCUGCAUCCCAUCCGUAGCCCUUUCCCAACCCUGUGAGGUUAGCUGAAGCACAAGGCCCUCCCUCACCUAUCUGCCGACCCCAUUUCCUCGCCCACUGAGGCGGACCCAAAGCACCCCGUGACUCGGGGCACCCUUAGCUCCACCCACAGAAGGGCUGUCAGACUCUGCCAGCGUCCUGCCCGCUUCCCUCUGUGACCCGCUCAGACAAUGGAGAGAGGGAUGGGCUGGGUGCUGGCUCUCAGUCUCACCUGGAACUAUUGGAAGUGUAAAGCCAUUUGAAGAAUAAAGUCAUCCAGAGUCUCAGA
Messenger RNA from Globicephala melas (long-finned pilot whale), 1002 nucleotides. RefSeq names its product G protein subunit gamma 3 (gene GNG3). The record is from RefSeq and is a predicted model, not a curated record. Lineage: Eukaryota; Metazoa; Chordata; Mammalia; Artiodactyla; Delphinidae. Gene Ontology annotation, cellular component: heterotrimeric G-protein complex. Gene Ontology annotation, molecular function: G-protein beta-subunit binding. Gene Ontology annotation, biological process: G protein-coupled receptor signaling pathway.